Molecule: messenger RNA, 315 nt
Organism: Staurois parvus
Lineage: Eukaryota; Metazoa; Chordata; Amphibia; Anura; Ranidae
Source: the annotation of a GenBank genome assembly
AUGUAUGUGAAAUGGUUUGAUACAGUAAUGGAAUACUAUGUGAUUUUAGUGAUUUUAGUGAAUGUCACUUUUUGUCAUUUUUUAAUUUCCCGCCGUUCCGUCCCCCGUACGUCCCGACGCUCACAGGGGACGGAACCCAUAUGACAGAUGCCGGCAUCCGCCGGAUUACAUUGUCGGGGACACUGCAGGAGGGACAUCGUGGGAGCGCAGGACAAGGUAAGUGAUACAGGGAUCGUGGAGCAGCGCCGCAUGGUAUUCCCGAGUGUAGCUCGGGGUUACCGCUUGUGCUACACUCGGAAUACCGCCAGGGAGGUU